Pantherophis guttatus is the source of this 1050-nucleotide messenger RNA. The record is from RefSeq and is a predicted model, not a curated record. Lineage: Eukaryota; Metazoa; Chordata; Lepidosauria; Squamata; Colubridae.
AUGGAGGUAGACUCGGGCUCGGUCUACUCCAUCAUGGACUGGCAACAACUGAAGCGCCUGCAACCCAGCAUCACCAAGCAUGACCUGAAGCCAUUACACUCCAAGCUCGUCGACUUUGGGGGCAACCCCAUCGGAGUGUUAGGAAGAGCCAACAUCCGAGUCGCCUACAACGAGUUCAAAGGCAAGCUCCCCAUCACCGUUUGCUUACUAUGGGGAGACAGGGUGCUGAUCCCAAGCACUCUGCAACGGCGGACACUAGAAACGUUGCGUAAAGGGCACCCAGGCAUCGUCCGCAUGAAGGCCCUGGCACGGAGUUACGUCUGGUGGCCCGCACUGGACAAAGACAUUGAAGAAUGGGUCUCCAGAUGUGACCCGUGCCAGGAAGUUCGCCCAGCGCCGCCACAAGCCGAAACAGCGAAGUGGGAGACCCCCAGCAACCCCUGGUCGAGGAUACAUAUCGACUUCGCGGGCCCGAUGCAAGGGCGCCACCUUCUCAUCGUGGUAGAUGCCUUCUCCAAGUGGCUCGAGGUGGUACCCAUGGCAUCUACCACAACGGAAGCGACGAUCCGGGCCCUGCGCCGCCUUUUCGCCACCCAUGGCCUACCGGAUGUGCUGGUCUCCGACAACGGCCCCCAACUCACAUCCCUGGCCAUGGAGGCAUUCCUGGCAGGACUGGGCAUCCGCCAUGCCCUGUCCGCCCCGUACAGGCCAGCUGGGAACGGACAAGCGGAACGGAUGGUGAGGCUCACCAAGGAGGCACUCACCAAGAUGGGCACGGGCGACUGGCAGGAAAGAAUAGACAACUUCCUCCUCACCCAGCACAUCACGCCGCAUGCCACCACCCACAAGAGCCCGGCCGAACUGUUGAUGGGCAGAAGGUUGAGGUCACCAUUGGACCGGCUGCACCCACAAUACAGCCCACAAGACAUCCGCCGGGGAUUGGCUAAUCCACCGGCAGGAAAAAUGAACUGCUGUCACUGGCCGGCCAGCCUGCCGGAGCGCUAUAAAAGAGAGCUCCAGCAGCGCAGCCGGCAGUCUGUGCUUGAGUGA